Messenger RNA from Carassius auratus (goldfish), 664 nucleotides. RefSeq names its product small integral membrane protein 1-like. The transcript has 4 exons. Bases 321 to 536 code for a protein of 71 amino acids. The record is from RefSeq and is a predicted model, not a curated record. Lineage: Eukaryota; Metazoa; Chordata; Actinopteri; Cypriniformes; Cyprinidae.
CUGAAUUUUGCAUCUAAUAUGCAGUACCUUGGUAGUAAGACCAAAGAUCUCAAAUAAACUGAGUGACAACAGGUGAAAUAACUUAUUUUGGUUCAAAAUAAACUACACCUUUCUGAGCAAACUAAAACUGGCAGCACAACAGGUAGUCCAGGAAUUUCAUUUAUGACAGGCUGUGAGCAAAGGUUUACCUGAAUGAACUCAUGGACCCACUGCUCUUUAGAAAUGACAAACAUAAGACAGUGUCAGAGACUAAGGAUUUGAUUGAUUUACCAGCUGAUGACCUGAGAACCUCUGACUGAGAAGCUGAGAGCUGGAGGGAAAUGGAUUCGAGUGAGGCCAGUGUUCAGUACGACCGCUGGAAUGAAGACAACAUAAACAUGCAAGAGCCGCAUUCACAGUCCAGACUGAUUGGUCUCUAUAACAGACUGUGCACUGGUCAACUGGGCAUUGUGAUGAAAGUGGGAGCAUCUUUAACCAUGAUGGUAGUUAUAUACACUGUUGGAUACAUCACAGGAUACUACGUUCACCGAUGCUGACAAGGACACUAUUUGAAGGAACUGGCUGUUAUUUGAAACAUUACGGACAUCAAAGAAACACCUUGUUUUUUUGCUGUUUAUUAUAGUACCAAAAUUAAUAAAAUAUCACAUUUCAAAAUAUCAAAAAG